AUGUUUUUAUACACUCGACUUGACGACGUUCGGCUCUCGUGGCUGCCAGGCAUCGGCACCACCGCUCUGUUCCUGGUGUCCAUUGCGGACCCAGCUUCCGACGAAGCGUUGUUUUCGAUACCUUCCACCCCUGAAGUUUCCGGAGCAAGUCACUGCCGGCCUAACUGCCACUCGUCCACGUCGCCCAUGCUUUGGUUUCAGGGCUGCAUCGAGGACGAUGUCAUGCGCGCUGAAACCGCGUUAACUGCGUCGCCAUCGCCGAACGCUCGCCGUCGUCCAUGCGGGGAGCACCGGAUCUCGGGCGCUGCUAUUGUUGACAGCGAUCCGGGCGGAAGGCUGUUUUACCUCGCCUCGGUCGCCGCCAUCGCCGCCGCCCAACAACACCACUAUCCAAAGUUCCUCUCGCCGCUGAAUCCGGACUCGGCGCCGGACACGCGCGCUCGGCACUCGCGCGUGUAUGUUCCAACCAAAGGCCGGAUUGAGCAAGACCAAGAUUACGACGAUGGCGUCAAUCGGAUUGCUGCGCGGCUGAAGGACCAUCCAUAUGUCGUCCAACUGGAUAGGACGAUUGAGUCGGUGAACCCCGUGGCCUUCGAGGUGCUGGGCUGGCGCACGGGCCUCGAGGCGCCCGUGGAGCUGCUGGAUGAUGAACAGAAGCCGCUGGUGCUCACGGCCAGCGAGAAGUGCUCGCUCCCGGAGCUCAAGAUGAAGAUCUGGAGGGCGGCGGCCGUCACGCCUGCGCUCAGGAACAUGUUCAGUGAUGUGAGCGAGGAGGACAUCGGCAAGGCUGUACAGGUAUGCUACAGAAUGGACGAGGACUCGCCCUGGACCCCACUGAGAGACGCCGUGGUGGCCGAGUCACGCGCCAACGGGUUCUCAAGCCCCCGCAGACCCGAUAUUCUGGUGGAAAGCACCUCCGUGGGGGAGCUGCAGCUGGAGCAGAGGGACUACAAGCCUGGCAGGGAGAAGCUGCACCAUUUGCUGGUGGAAGGACGCUUUGCAGCGGAACCUGGCAGAGAGAUGCUGGACUGGAGACACGGCAAGUUCUACAGUGAAGUCCAGGCGGAGGCGUGGCGGUUCACGCUGGAGAAGAACCAGUUGAUCGACGCUUUGGACACGGACAAGAAGUGGUACGAAGCGCGCGUGAUCGAUUUGAGCGACACGCAGGUGAAAGUGCAUUACCGUGGAUGGACAGCCAAGUGGGACGAGUGGCUGACCCGCACGUCGGCGCGCAUCGCGCCGCUGCACACGAAGGUCCCAAAUUGGCGCGCCUUUAAGGUUGGAGACGAGGUGCUCGUGGGGAAGGAAGUGGAUCGAAAGAAUUAUCCUGAAUGGCGAAUUGGACGUGUUACGGAUCUCAAGAAGUCGGAGAUGCACGACUCGCUCCGAAUUGAGCUCGAUGUGGACGGAUCAAAGAGGUGGGUGGACGCCCAAAACGAGUUGUUGUGUCCUGUGGGCACGCACAAGGCUCUGAACGUGAGCACGACUGUUACGUCGCCAGUGUCUUCGUUCUCGCCGGCCUCUUCAUACAACCAAUUUGCGCGCGACUACGGGAGUGAAGCGGGUAAGGGCCGGCCUACCUUUGAGGGCGUCGUGGGGCUGAGAAACCUGGGCAACACGUGCUUUAUGAACAGCAUGCUGCAGUGUCUGAUAAACACAGCACCGCUUCGGGACUAUUUCCUCGAGAAGGACCCAGAGACUGGCAGCCCAUUCUUCACCAAGGAGAUUAACCGACAUAACCCUCUGGGUAUGAAGGGAAUCAUGGCAGUCGAGUUCGCGUCGCUGCUGCGCAAGAUCUGGAGCGGAGAGUUCACAGUGGUCGCCCCAACGAGCCUGAAGUCCGUGAUCGGCCAGUACGCGCCCCAGUUCGCGGGGUACCAGCAACAGGAUAGCCAGGAACUGAUGAAUUUCUUGCUGGAUGGCCUUCAUGAAGACCUCAACCGUGUGAAGACGAAGCCAUACACCAAGCCUGUUGAGAGGAAUGGUCGCGAAGACCCGGAGGUGGCACAGGAAGAGUGGCAGCAGUUUGUUCGUCGCAACAACAGUAUCAUUGUUGACAACUUCAUGGGGCAACUCCGCAGCCACGUGACGUGCUCGAACCCGGACUGCGGCAACGAAUCGAUCACGUUCGACCCGUACAUGAACCUGUCGGUGCCGAUCCCGAACAAGGAAACGGUGACCGUCCAAGUGCAGCUGUUCUGGGCUAAUGGUGAUAUUCCGAUGAAGUACGCUCUGCACCUCCCCAAGGAGGACAUGUGCACCCUGCAAGACGCGAAGGAGAAGCUCAGUCAACUGUCAAGCGUCCCGGUGGCGUGGAUUUUCUUCGUCGAAGUAUGGAACCACCGGAUUCUUAAGGCGUACUCGGAUCGUAUGCACGUUGACCGGCUUCGUGACGGCGUCCUCCACGCGUAUGAGCUCGAGCUGCCGCUGACUGACUACUCGUUUUCGUCGCCUACCAUCCGCCCUCCCACGGCGGGUAGAAGGUUAGGUACGCUGGAGACUGAGUCAGAGCCUGCAAAGCAGAUGCACCUCGUCGAGUUGCUCCACCAAGCUCCCGUUGCGUCACCAGUGGAUGGACGUAACAAUUCCGAAGGCUACGAUAUGCUCGUGGAGGAGGGAUAUGGUCCGAAGCAGCGACGGGUCGAAGUGGAGUUAUUCAAUACGCCGCUUCUUGUGUCGAUCGACCGGAAAUGGUCAAAAGCUCGGAUACACAAGAAAGUGUGGCAGUUUGUGCACCGUCUUGUGGCCACGAAGGACGCUGAUAAGGACUCCAGAACAGAGUUUGGAUGCGGCCAGGACCAGCAGUUGCCGUACCGCCUGCACGUCACAGAACCCAACGGAGGCACCACUUUCAUCAGUGAUCUCCCGAGGGACGACGAGCCCGUGGACGUUCCUGACAGCUCGAACAAGCCAUUUAGCUUUACGCUGGAGUGGAAUCGCAAUGGCUACCAACGAGGUUACGAUGAAAAAUCAGCAAAACGGAUCGACCUCCACGACUCGAUGAAGAACCUGAAAAUCUCGUCCAAGGCUGAGCCGAUCACGCUGCUAAACUGCUUAACCAAGUUCACGGAACGGGAACAGCUUGGCGAAGCAGACACGUGGUAUUGCCCCAAGUGCAAAGACCACGUCCGCGCGUUCAAGAAGUUCGACCUGUUUUCGCUCCCCAAGGUGCUGAUUUUCCACCUGAAGCGCUUCCGGUACGCUCAGAACUCGUUUUACAUGCACCGUGACAAGAUUUCGACGCUGGUAGAGUUCCCUGUCGAAGGUCUGGACCUCUCGGAGUUUGUGAUCGGGCCGCAAAACGGUUCCGAGCCCAUUUAUGAUCUGUUCGCUGUUUCCGAGCACAUGGGGGGUCUUGGCGGCGGACACUACACUGCCGUGGCGAAGAACCCGGUGAACGAGUGCUGGUUCAACUUCAACGACAGCCAUACGAGCGAGGCGUCAGCGGAGGAUGCCGUGUCCUCUCGAGCGUAUGUUCUGUUCUACAUUCGUCGCGACCAGGCUUAA
Phytophthora sojae is the source of this 3507-nucleotide messenger RNA. RefSeq lists its product as hypothetical. The record is from RefSeq and is a predicted model, not a curated record. The coding region runs from base 1 to 3507 and encodes 1168 amino acids. NCBI's taxonomy places the organism in Eukaryota, Oomycota, Peronosporomycetes, Peronosporales, Peronosporaceae. The transcript is spliced from 4 exons. Gene Ontology annotation, biological process: protein deubiquitination. Gene Ontology annotation, molecular function: cysteine-type deubiquitinase activity.